Messenger RNA from Pollicipes pollicipes, 1297 nucleotides. RefSeq names its product formin-like protein 13. The record is from RefSeq and is a predicted model, not a curated record. Bases 371 to 1297 code for a protein of 308 amino acids. The transcript has 6 exons. Lineage: Eukaryota; Metazoa; Arthropoda; Thecostraca; Pollicipedomorpha; Pollicipedidae.
CGUGAUAUUGAUCAGCUGUGACGAUGCGGCCGACUGCACCUUGGAUUCCAGUCCGAAGCGAGCGGCGGAGCCGGUGAGUGGUCGGUCGGUCGGCAGGCGCUUGUGACCUUAGUUUUUCCGGGCGGGACGGGACAAAGAGCGGCCGGUGCGCCUUUGUUUGCAGCUAGCGGCCGGACCAGCUGAGCGGAGGAGCCGCCGCCAGUUCGCCUCGCGACCUUCUCCUGACAAGACGGCUGGACUAUUUAUCGUCUUCCAAAUCACCUGCUCCGCUCGACGUGUGAUAUACUCGGUGGUGACGAACAUUUUAUGGUGUCAAUUCGCGGCUGCCCCCUCUUCCGCCGGGAGCGAGCUGUAAAUUUUACACGUCGGCAUGAGCGCCGGCGAGUCUGCCGUGUUAAGAUCGGUCAAGCCGCAUGUCGGCAAGGAGAACGCGAUGCUUCCCCCACUGACAUCGCCAAGUCGCGUGCUGUCCCUGUCCAGGGGCCAGAAGUACGUUGGCCCCAAGACCGGCCAGGUUCGUCGUCCAACCGCCGACGAGGAACCCAAGAUUCACAGAGCUACCUCGCCAAUACCGUCCGAACAAAAUGUCCCAAAUCAACAGAGAAGAAUACAGCAACUGGAAAAGUCAAUACUGUUCAUGCGCGAGCACCACGACAAAAUUGUAUCUGCUCUUCACGAGGAGAUUGAUGAGUUGAAGCGGAAAAAUAAAGAGUUGAACUUCCGGCUAGUGAUGUCACCGGCCAGCCUGCCGGCACACCUACUGAGCCCGGAGGAGGACCAGCCGCCCAGCUCAUCGCCCCGCCACCAGGCGCGCGCCACCGCCGCCGUCGACAUCGCGCCGGCCCACCCGGUCCAGCUGGAGCUGAUGGAGGGCGAGCUGACCGAGCUGCGCCAGGCGCUGCGCCAGGAGCGCGAGCGCAGCGACCAGCUGGCCUCCGACCUCCGGCAGGUCGAGGUCGAGAGGAGCGUGCCUGGCACCGCGGCCGGCCGGCCCGACGGCGAGGUGGCCGCGCUGGAGCAGCAGCUCUCCGCCGCCGAGACAGCUAUCCGCCAGCUGAAGCGGGAGCGCGACGAGUGCCAGCGCGAGCUGCACCGCAUGCGCAGCAGCGUUCAGUUCCGGCCGCCGUGCCCACCGCCAGCCGGCCUGGUCAAGCACAGACCGGAGACCCGCGGCAGCACAGCGCCGGCGCGGCCGGCCGACUCUCGCGGCAGUUCAUCCCAGGGAUCGUUGCCGGCACUGCCGCGCGCCCGAGCCAGGCAGCCACCGCCGCCGCCGCCCCGCGCCCCCAAACAGUGA